AUGCAAGCCUUUAAAAGAUUUGCCUCUAGCGUUCCCUCUCAAUUCCGCUCCGUCAUUUACUCUUCUCAUAGCUUGGAGGAUGUUACUAGUGUUUUGUCAGUGCAUCGCUACACACCCAAGGAAUCUUUAGAGAAUUCUGUUGUGGUUCGUACCUUAGCCUUCCCUAUUAAUCCAUCAGAUGUAAACCAAUUGCAAGGUGUUUACCCUUCAAAACCUGAAAAAACUUUGGAUUAUGGUACAAAAGAUCCUGCAGCUAUUGCAGGAAAUGAGGGUGUUUUUGAAGUCUUAUCAGUACCAUCCAAUGAGAAUUCUUUGAAAGCCGGUGAUUGGGUAAUUCCAUUGUAUGCAAACCAGGGUACUUGGUCUGAUCAUCGUGUAUUUAAAAAUGCAUCUGAUUUGAUUAAGGUCAAUGGAUUAGAUUUGCAUACUGCAGCUACCAUUGGCGUCAAUGGUGUUACAGCAUACCAAUUAGUUCACGACUACAUCAAAUGGACCCCUGGUGGUAACGAGUGGCUGAUCCAAAAUGCUGGUACUUCAGGUGUCUCCAAGAUCGUUACACAGGUGGCCAAAGCUGCGGGUAUCAAUACUCUAAGCGUAAUCCGCGAUCGUGAUAAUUUUGAUCAAGUGGCUAAAAAACUAGAAAAUCAACUUGGUGCCACUAAAGUAAUUUCUGAAUCUCAGAACAACGAUAAACUUUUUGGCAAACAGGUGUUGCCCACCAUUUUGGGUUCGAAUGCAAGAGUUCGUUUAGCAUUAAACAGUGUUGGUGGUAAAUCAAGUGCUGCCAUUGCUCGUAAAUUGGAAAAAGAUGCGUUGAUGCUAACCUAUGGUGGUAUGUCAAAGCAACCUGUUACUUUGCCAACUUCUCUUCACAUUUUCAAAGGUCUAACCUCAAAGGGAUUUUGGGUAACUGAGAAUUGCCGUCGUGAGCCAAAUAAGAAACUAGACGCAGUCAAUGCGCUUGUCAAACUUUAUAAAGAAGGAAAACUCAUAUCGCCAAAGGACGAAAUCGUCACCACCGAUGUGAACGCCAAUGGUAGUGACCAAGACUUGUUGGAAGCCGUCAAGAAGGGAAUCAGUGCUUCAGGUAAACAACUUGUUGUGUUUAAAUGGUAA
Zygosaccharomyces rouxii is the source of this 1116-nucleotide messenger RNA. It is a transcript of the gene ETR1, whose product is annotated as enoyl-[acyl-carrier-protein] reductase. Gene Ontology annotation, biological process: fatty acid metabolic process. The transcript has a single exon. Gene Ontology annotation, cellular component: mitochondrion. Gene Ontology annotation, molecular function: trans-2-enoyl-CoA reductase (NADPH) activity. The coding region runs from base 1 to 1116 and encodes 371 amino acids. Lineage: Eukaryota; Fungi; Ascomycota; Saccharomycetes; Saccharomycetales; Saccharomycetaceae. The record is from RefSeq and is a predicted model, not a curated record.